GGUUGCCCAGGCAACUAAUUGGGCGGCGCCUGCGCGAGCGGGAAGAAAGCAAACGUGUGAUGUUUGCUUGCGGUUUAAUCGGAGCGAUUUCAGGGGUGGCGGUCUCUAAACUAACAGCCUCGGAGCUCACGGCUUCUGAUCCAGGCUGUACGUCCGCCCCUUGGGGGCCAUGAGCCAGAUUUCCAGGCUCGUGCCCUCUCGCUUCCUGACGCUACUGGCACAUCUGGUGGUCGUCAUCACCUUAUUCUGGUCCCGGCCUGCCGUCUUUCACCUCUCUGCUCCCGGCUCUGCUCCCCAGGACAGCAACAUCCAGGCCUGCCUGCCGCUCACGUUCACCCCAGAGGAGUAUGCAAAGCAGGACACUCAGUUGGUGGCAGCACUCUCUGUCACCCUGGGACUCUUCGCUGUGGAGCUGACUGGUUUCUUCUCCGGAGUGUCCAUGUUCAACAGCACCCAGAGCCUCAUCUCCAUUGCUGCUCAUUGUAGUGCGUCAGUGGCCAUUUCCUUUUUCAUAUUUGAGCGCUGGGAGUGCACUGCAUACUGGUACAUUUUUGUGUUCUGCAGUGCCCUCCCUGCUGUGACUGAAAUAGCGUUAUUCAUCAGCGUCUUUGGGCUGAAAAAGAAACCUUUCUGAUCACCUCAUGAGGAGAACAAAAGGAUGAAGGCUUGAAGAACAAAGAGCCACUCACCAUUCUUGGAAGAAGGAAGGCAGAGAAGUCAGCCUUCCUCCUAAAAAAAGCAUCUGCUGGAGGAUAUUAGUGUUAGGAUAAACUCUCUCGAGCCUGGGGCCAUCCACUUCUAUUUAGUAUUUUGUAAUUUUGUAGUAAAACCUACCAGGAGAAUUAGAGUAGUCCAAAUACAGGAUAAACAGAGAAGGUUGGUUUCCAGACUGUAAGAUUAUAGGUACUUUUAUUUUUACCAGAGCCACCUCACAGCUCUGCUUUAUUGUGGCUCUGGAGAUUGAAUUUGGGAUGUUUGGUGCCUCAGGCCUGAAAGACUUUUUUUUUUUUUUUUUUUCCUCCUCCAGGGUUAUUGCUGGGCUGGGUGCCUGCACCAUGAAUCCACCGCUCCUGGAGGCCAUUUUUUUUCCCCCUUUUGUUGCCCUUGUUGUAGCUUCGUUGUGGUUAUUAUUAUUGUCCUUGUUGACGCAAUUCGUUGUUGGAUAGGACAGAGAGAAAUGGAGAGAGGAGGGGAAGACAGAGAGGGGGAGAGAAAGACAGACACCUGCAGACCUGCUUCACCGCCUGUGAAGCGACUCCCCUGCAGGUGGGGAGCCGGGGGCUCGAACCGGGAUCCUUACGCUGGUCCCUGCGCUUUGCGCCACAUGCGCUUAACCCACUGCACCACCGCCCGACCCCCCUGAAAGACUUUUUUACAAGAAUUUAUUAGUUGGGGCCAGGUGAUGAUGGCAUACUUGGUUAAGCACACACAUUACAGUGUGCAAAGACUUGAGUUCAAGCCCCUGGUCCCCACCUGCAGGGGAAAGUUUCAUGAGUAGUGAAGCAGGGCUGAAUGUGUCUCUCUGUCUAUCUCUUUUUUAAUUUAACUAAAGCACUGUUCAGCUCUGGUUUAUGGUGGUGUGGAGGAUUGAACCUGAGACUUUGGAGCCUCAGGCAUGAGAGUCUGUUUCCAUAACCAUUAUGCUGUUUACCCUCUGCCCUGUCUCUCUAUCUCCUUCUCCCCUCUCAAUUUCUCUCUGUCUCUGUCCAAUAAUAAAUAAAUAAAGAUAAUAGAGGGCUGAGCGGUGGUGCACCUGACUAAGCGCACAUAUUACAGAGCACAAGGACCUGUGCAAGCAUCCUGGUUCCAGCUCUGAGUUGCUUCAUAAACGGUGAAGCAGGUCUGCAGGUGUCUGUCUUCUCUCUUCCUAUCUUUCUCUCCCUUCUCAAAUUCUCUCUGUCCUAUUAAAAAAAAAUAAAGAAAAUGGCUACAGGAGCACUGGAUUCAUAGGGCAGACAUGGAGCCCCAGUGAUAACCCUGAAGGCCAAAAUGAAAAAGAAAAAAAAAAAGAAAACUGGUGCAAGGAUCCCGGUUCGAGCCCCCGGCUCCCCACCUGCAGGGGAGUCCCUUCACAAGUGGUGAAGCAGGUCUGCAGGUGUCUAUCUUUCUCUCCCCCUCUGUCUUCCCCAUCUCCCCCCAUUUCUCCCUGUUCUAUCCAACAACGACAACAGCAAUAAUAACUACAACAGUAAAACAACAAGGGCAACAAAAGGGAAUAAAUAAAUAUUAUAAAAAAGUAAAACCCUAAAAAAAAAGAUUUAUUUAUGAGAAAGAGAGAGAAAAACCAAACUCGGGCCCUCAUAGUUGAGAAUCCAAUGCUGUAUCCACUGUGCCACCUCCCGGACCACCUGAGAGAUUUUUUUUUUUAAUAUUUUAUUUGUUUAUUAAUGAGAAAGAUAGGAAAGAGAAAAAACCAGACAUCACUUUGGCACAUGUGCUGCCGAGAUCGAACUCAGAACCUCAUGCUUGAGAGUCCCAAGCUUUAUCACUGCGCCACCUCCUGGACCACCUGAGAGAUUUUUUAAUAGCAAUUAUGCUAGUGCCCAGUCCUAUAGGAAUUACUUUUUUUAAAAAAGAAAAGAAUUGUAGUUUGGGAAGUGGCACAGUGAAUAAAGUGCUGGAUUUUCAAUCAUGAGGCCCUAACUUCAACAGUGUAUGGUCCAGGAGAUGGCAUAGUGGAUAAAGCAUUGGAAUCUUAAGCAUGCGGUCCUGAGUUCAAUCCCUGGUAGCACAUGUACCCGAGUGAUGUCUGGUUCUUUCUCUCUCCUCCUUUCUCACUAAUAAAUAAAUAAAAUCUUUAAAAAGUGGAGGGUAGAUAGCAUAAUGGUUAUGCAAACAGACUUUCAUGCCUGAGACUCCAAAGUUCCAGGUUCAGUCCCCCACACCACCAUAAGCCAGAGCUGAAUAGUGCUCUGGUUAAAAAAUUAAAAAAAAAAAAAAUCUUUAAAAAAAUAAUCUACAGCAGUGUAUGUACUGAGAUCUCUAUGAGAAAGGAGAGCCCAGAGCUCCUUCCCAUCACACUAGAUCCCUGCAGUAAUAGAACCUAGGUCCUAACUGAUGCCAUCAAUGCCCUGGAACAGCUGAGCAAAACCUUUUUUUGGGCUUCUAUAUUGGUUACUACGGUAGUGACUGACGGAAGUGAGUGGGUGGGGAUAUGUAAAUAAGGCGUAGGUCGGAGGCUUUCCAAGCUGUGAGUGAUGCAUUAUGGGAGCAGUUAGUUUAUCUUUUCGCCCCAGAUGUAGGAAAUAUACUUUUGAAAUGCUUCAAAUAAAUGCAAAUGCAGAAAUAGAUAACUUAAGUAGCUAAUUUUGUUUUGUUUAACGCAGCAUAUAGUCACCGUAACUGUAAGUGGAAUCUUUUCCAGUGAGUAUGGAAAUUCUCAGUGUUUUCGAUUAUCGUCAGUAAGGUUAAUCCUUACCUGUUCCUCCUCUGGAGGGCAGAUACGAACAUGAUGAUUGGAGUACACAUGAUUCGUGAUUAACGACUCUGUGUAGUCAGGGCUUGCAACACCCUGAUUGCUCCUAUCUGAUUCUUA
This is a messenger RNA of Erinaceus europaeus (western European hedgehog), 3535 nucleotides long. It is a transcript of the gene TMEM107, whose product is annotated as transmembrane protein 107. Bases 170 to 634 code for a protein of 154 amino acids. NCBI's taxonomy places the organism in Eukaryota, Metazoa, Chordata, Mammalia, Eulipotyphla, Erinaceidae. The transcript has 5 exons. The record is from RefSeq and is a predicted model, not a curated record. Gene Ontology annotation, cellular component: MKS complex. Gene Ontology annotation, biological process: non-motile cilium assembly; protein localization to ciliary transition zone.